AUGCUCGGCACGCUGGUGCUCGCCGUCGCUCUGGCGGUCCUGUCGGCCGCGCCGGCGGCUGCCUGCGUGACCCAGUCAGAUGACUCGCCGCAGACGGAGUGGACCUGGCCGCAGAAGCUAUCGCUAUCGGCGGCGCUGACCUCAGCGCCGAGCGGCGCCGAUGUGGACCAGGCCGACGAGCCGGUCCGCUACCGGCUGCGGGCGUUCGGCCGUGACCUGACGCUGCGCCUGCGGCUGGACGACGGGUUCGCCGGGCCUCAGCUGCGCGUGCAGCGCGAGCACCGCAACUUCAGCGAGGUGGAGCUGCUGCACAAGGCUACCGCCCGCUGCUUCUACCGGGGCGAGGUGGAGCACGAGCCCGGCUCGGAGGUGGCCGUCAGCCUCUGCGGGGGAAUGACGGGCCACAUCCGCACGGCCGAGGGUACAUACCUGAUCUGGCCUGCCGACACCCCGGAGCCGGAAGUGGCCGGCACUCACGUGAUGCAGCGUUACCCGACGGCUCCCUCGACCCCAGUCUACGGGGACGACCGGCAUCGGUGGCGACGCUCCAUCAGUGACCCCUACUUCAUAGAGGUCAUGGUGGCCGCAGACGCCAAGAUGGCCGAGUACCACGGCGACCAGCUGCAGCAGUACAUUCUCACCCUCAUGUCAAUAGUUGGACUUAUCUACAAGGAUCCUAGUAUAGGCAACUCUGUGACAAUAUCCGUAGCGCGCAUUGUGCUGAUUGAUAGUGAUGUGCUAGAUGUUGGCAAGCCCAGCAAUUGGAAGAACGGCAAGUCGGCUUCGGGCAUUUUGCACCGGUUCUGCCGAUGGCAACAGGAUCUCAAUGACAAGGACGUCAACAGCCCCAGCCACUUUGACACGGCGGUUCUCCUCACGAGGGAGAAUAUCUGCCGUAACCCGGCGCUGCAGCGGUGCGACACGCUGGGCCUGGCCGAGCUGGGCACCAUGUGCGACCCACGCGCCUCCUGCUCCAUCAUCCAGGACAACGGCCUCAGCGCCGCCUUCACCGUGGCGCACGAGCUCGGACACGUUCUAAACAUUCCCCAUGACGACGACUUCAAGUGCAAGCCGUUCAUGGGGCCUGAUAAGGCCGAGUACGCCAUGUCGCGGAUGCUGAACCACAACACACACCCGUGGUCGUGGUCCAACUGCAGUCGGCACUUCCUCACCGACUACCUAUCCGGCGACUACGGCCAGUGUCUGAAGAACCGGCCGCUGGCACCGAGCCCUCUGCGCCAGGCGGGCGGCGACCGGCAGCCCACUCAACACCCCGGCGAGACGUACAACGCCAGCAGCCAGUGCCAGUUCCUGUUCGGCAGGGAGUUCAAAGUGUGCUCGUACAUGCCGGUCUGCAAGCGGCUGUGGUGCACCACAGGCGAGGAAGAGGCCGGCUGCCGCACGCAACACAUGCCUUGGGCCGACGGCACGCCCUGCGGCGUCGGCCGCUGGUGCCUGAAGGGCGACUGUGUGCCCAGCGGCCGACGCGCCAACACCGUCCACGGCGGCUGGGGCAGCUGGGGACCAUGGGGCAGCUGCUCGCGGACGUGUGGCGGGGGCAUCCGCCGGUCGGAGCGCGCCUGCAACACACCGACGCCGUCCAACGGCGGCGACUACUGCCUGGGCCGCAGGGUCAGGUACGAGUCGUGUAGCCGCCAGCAGUGUCCCCCGGACAGCACUGAUUUUCGCGAGGCGCAGUGCGCCACCUUCAACGGCAACAACUUCAACAUCAAGGGUCUACCUAGCACCGUCCGCUGGAUUCCAAAGUACACCGGAAUCAAGCCGAAGGACCGCUGUAAGCUGUUCUGUCGGGUGGCCGACUCGAGCGCCUACUACCUGCUGAAGGACAAGGUGCUGGACGGCACGCUCUGCACGCCAGACACGGACGACAUGUGCGUGAACGGCGCCUGCCAUCCGGCCGGCUGUGACCACGUGCUGGGCUCCACUCUGCGCUCAGACCUGUGCGGCGUUUGUGGGGGCGACAACUCCACCUGCCAGGUCAUCAAGGACCGCUUCGACAGCACCGCUCACCCGGUCCGCUACGGCUACAACAGGGUGGUGCGCAUCCCUGCCGGCGCCACACGCGUUGACAUCCGCCAGAUCAGUCACGACAACACCAGCAAGGACGACAACUACCUCGCGCUGAGGUCGCCGUCCUCGGCCAAGUAUAUCCUGAACGGCAACUUUGUGGUCAGCAUGUUCAAGAAAGUGCUGCAGUUUGGCGGCGUGCUGCUUGAGUACACCGGGUCAGACUCGGUAGUCGAGAGAAUCAACUGCAGCAAGCCACUGGAAGAGGACCUGGAACUAUACGUGCUGUCGGUGGGUAGUCUCCGGCCGCCGGAGGUGGUGUACGAGUACGUGGUCUCGCUGGGCGAGGUCGAGACGUACCGCUGGCAGCUGGCCCACCUCUGGACCGACUGCGACCGCGUUUGCCACGGCGUGCAGUACCGGGAGCCGGAGUGUGUGCGCACCUCGGAUCUGGUCCGCGUGGCCGACAGCCACUGCAAGGCGGCCGAGCGGCCCCGGCGCCGCCAGAUGGAGUGCAACUCCCACUGCGAGCUCAAGUGGGAGGUCACGCACCGCUCCGAGUGCUCCUCGGCCUGCGGCCCGGGCAUGCGCACGAACGUGGUGCGCUGCUUCCAGAAGUUUCCUAUGUACGAGAUGUCGCCGAUCGGUGCGCAGUACUGUCGCCAGGUGGCAGGCCGGCCGCCAGACACCGAGCCCUGCCAGGGCACCUGCGAACACACGCGCUGGCGCUACGGCGAGUGGUCUCAGUGUUCUCGGUCCUGCGGAGGGGGCACGCAGAGACGAUCAGCCAACUGCGUCAGCAGCGAGGGCCAGGAGCUGGCCGAGGCGCGCUGCGAGCAGGCGGCGCGCGACACGCAGCGCGAGUGUAACAGCGUUGAGUGUCCCCAGUGGCACGUGGGCAACUGGACUGAGUGCUCCCGUACGUGCGGGGUGGGCCAGCGUCUGCGGCCGCUCUGGUGCUGGCAGCAGGACCGCACCGUCGACGACGCCCUCUGUGACCUCGGCCAGGCGCCGCCGCGGGUCGAGCCGUGCUCAGGCGAGCCGUGCGCUCAGUGGGUCACGGCCGAGUGGUCAGAGUGCUCAGUGACCUGUGGUGCCGGGGUCAGCGUGAGGUCAGUGACCUGCAACUCGGCGGAGGGCGGCCCCGUCAGAGAAUACCUCUGCAAUUCCCCACGACCAUCCGCCAACCGCAACUGCGUCAGGCCGGCCUGCCAGCCCGGACAGCCGAGCACGACGGUGGCGCCGCCGCGGCCCGAGCUGGAAACUAAUCUGAUCGCCACACACCGCGCCAACGUGUGGCGCUGGGGGCGCUGGUCUAAGUGCUCACGGCCCUGCGGCGAGGGCGUGCGGUCUCGCUCCGUGGUCUGCUACAACGCUCGCACGAGCCAGCCGCUGGCCGACGACGCGUGCCGGCACGUGGAGCGGCCCGUAGCCACCGACCAGUGCCGAGAGGCCUACUGCGGCGUGUGGAACACUUCGGCUUGGUCCGACUGUAGCGCCUCCUGCGGGCAGGGUCUGGAGCGCCGCCGAGUGAUGUGCCUGUCGGCGGCGGCCGGCGCGCCGCUGCCGGCCAGCGAGUGUGACGCGCUGACGGCGCCGACCGCCGAGCGGGCCUGCCGCAGCCAGCGCGACUGCACGGGAGGCCGCGAGCCGGAGCGCCACUGGAUCUCCGGCGCCUGGGGGCCGUGCUCCCGCAGCUGCGGCGGCGGGUUCCGGCAGCGGCUAGUGCUGUGCCGUGGGCAGGAGGAGCCGCCGGGCUGCGAUCCCAGCGAGCAGCCCACCCCCACCGAGCCCUGCAACCCCGAACCGUGUCCCUCCUGGCAGACGGGAGAGUGGGGAGAGUGCAGCGUCAGCUGCGGCCCUGGCACCCGUCUACGUCAGGUAGGCUGCCGGAACGCGCAGGGCGCCUCCCGGCCGGACCACCAGUGUCCGGCGGCGGCGCGGCCCGAGGAGGUGCUGCCCUGCCGACAGGCCGCCUGCCGGCCGUCGCCGCCGCCCGCCGGCCAGCCGUUCAGCUGGCGCGUCUCAGCCUGGUCCAAGUGCACCAAGCCGUGCGGACGGCACGGUUACCGGUACCGCAAGGUGCGCUGCGUGAACGGCUCCGGCCGGCGCGUCUCGCGCCGCCAGUGUGCCAAGAGGAGGCGGCCGGCCCGCCGGCGCCGCUGCAACCGGCGUCCCUGCGGUCCCGCCAGCUGCGCGCAGGUGCGCGAGAACAGCAGCCAGCCCACGGACGGCGAGUACCGGCUGGUGGUGGCCGGCCACAACGCCUCCAUCUACUGCCACGGCAUGAACACCAGCCAGCCGCGCGAAUACAUCACCCUGCCGGCGCGGCGGCGCGGGCGCUACUCCAACUUCGCCGAAAUCGACCCCAAACGGCUGAUGCAGUCGUCCAGCUGUCCCUACAACGGCAGUCGUGUGCGGCCGUCCCAGUGUGACGCCUGCGUGCGCACGCGCAGCCCCCACUCGGGCAUGACCGUCUUCAAGCGGGUCCGACUCAACAUCACCUCACUCAAUAUCAUAGCCCGGGACUUCACGUUCGCCGUACAGGUGCGGGGACGACAUGUCAGCUUCGGCGAGUCCGGCGACUGCUACUCCUCGGCAGGAUGCCCGCAGGGCCGUUUCGGCAUCAACCUGGCCGGCACCGGCUUCAGGCUGGCUUCCAACCUCACCUGGGUCGGCAUCGGCAACAAGCCCACCGUCCGCGUCUCACUGAACAAGGCACGGACAGGCGCCAGGGGCCUGUGCGGCGGCUUCUGCGGCACGUGUCGGGCGAACUCGCCCGGCGGCGUGCAGCUGGAGCCGGACCCCUCCUGAGCGAGGCCACCGCGCCGGCAAGGGUCGCUGCGUCGGCUCCAUCGCACCUCAUCUGUACAUACAUCGUGACAUCCGUCUCUGCUAGUCAUGCCAUCCGGUCGUCUCGCAGACGUGGCAACAUCUGUCGAGUGACCCGUGAACUCAAAUGAUCAAGAGUGAGCCACAGCCGGCGCUGUCUCUCUUCGCGAGACCACCUGGUGCCAAGGAUUCUGGGCGAGGGCCAGCCGUUUGUUUGUUUCUGUUUUUAUACAAACAAUAUUCUCCACUGCUUUCCUGGUGUGCAGUGACAUUGUAGCAUCAACCCCGGCAGCUGUCUUCACCGUCGCAUUCAUAAGCGUGGUUAGAAUCGUAGCGAAUGCCCGUCAAAUGAAGCAUUGAUCAGGCUCCGUUAUUGCUUAACGCCGACGACCGCUAGACGUGUUUCGCCAUCCUACUGCCACAAAGUGGACGUGCAUUGCACAGGGUUCCCGAAUACUGUAGACUGCCAAACCGCAAUUGCCAGACUGCCGUACGAAGUCGCUGUUCAGUCUGUUGCGCUCGAAUCUCAAUACUUCUCACUGCCAUAGUGUGGUCGUUCGACCAGGCUUCCUAACGUGCCAUAUUUGCCCGAGAGAGGAUUGGAAAAAGGGCAUGAUACCGGUAGCCAUUAAACUAUGCAGCUGUAUUUAGCUACGGGUGUGGUAAUAGAGUGCGCCUUUAAGCUUAAGAAACUCCUGUUGCAAGAGGCUUGUUGACCCAUUCAGGGUUCGCUGUGAAGGCAAUUACAUUGUAGCAUCCACUGUUAUUGCUUUGUGUCUUAAAACCGUGGUUAUGUACAUAAACACAGAAAUGGUAGCCUUAAUGAAAGGAGCACUGCAUACGCACAAGCGCAAGCCAGGUUUUGGAAAGAGCGCAAAUUGAGCAGCUGCAUGGACGUUGGGCCUUCGGGCAGCGACCUGUUUUCUGGUCAUCUGCACAGUUUUGCAUUAUUCUCGGCAUUGCCUAAUCCCUUCUAGUCUUCCUCUGUCACGCCCACCACAUGACCGAAGCUCAUCGCAGCUGCCGUGCUGUAUUCUGCUGGCGCUCCCGUGACCGGCUGAUGACGUCACUGGUGCUGCGGAUCUGCUGGCCGGAUCAGCGCAUCAGCGCCAGCGUCAUCGGUCGCUGGUUCUGGUGGAUGAGGCCACUCACGCUGCUACGCAGUUUCUCGCCACGGAGAGGAUCGAGCGCGCUCCAGUGUAGCUCAGCGUUGCUUUUUGCGCAGCGGUGCAGUUAGCUGGUGAAUCGUGCCCGAGUCCUGCUCGGAUGGGGACUUUUGGAGUGUGUGUUCGGUGUGUGUGGAGCGGCUAGGAUGCGCACGUGUAAGGUCCGAGAAAAGUCCCCAACCAUUGCUGUGAAGUGACCGCACUGAUGCUCUGACCACCGUCUCGGCUGUUACACGGGGGCUGGGAUUCUGUGGAUCUGAAGUUGGAUCUUGAUAUUGUGUAGCUGCAAGUCAGACCAUGCCAGCAAGCAAAGGCGAGGCAAGGCAUUUGUCAUUAAACACGUCGGCUCGUAGCGCCGAGGUUGUAGAACGCUUCUCCGGGCAUCUGUCCAAGAAAAAGGGAGAUUUCAGAGCACCGUUCGUCAGAUAUUGCGUGUUGUCUGUGUUCAGUCUUGCAAGGGAUGUAGUUUCACAAAAUAUGCUGAUGAUUUAAGCAGGGAAGAAUGGCUAAACCUGCUCUCAAAAUGCCAAGUUAUUAAUGAAAAAACGGAACAACGGACUUCUCUGCAGAUUUCACCUAACUCCCUCUGAAGUUGGGGGUGGGAGUGGGGGAUUUGAGCAGCUGAGAGAAGAGUGAACCAAGCUCCUAGUCUUACACUUUCUGCAAGGCCCCCAACCAGCUGGCCAAUAGGAAGCCUUUACUUGGAACUCAUCCGUUGACAGUUUAGGAUUCUUAGCCCAACCCAGUUUACCGAUUGGUCCCUCCUCUCGUCACGUGACCUCUGUUGACUGCAGAGAUGUCCAUCUGCGUCGUUACAGCCACCGUGCUUUCGCCGGAUCCGGUGUAUGUGUGUGUGUUCGCACGCGCGCGCGUUGUGCAGGUCGGUGACCGACGCUGGCUCGGCCGCGCCCCCGGUGUAAGUCGCCGUCCAACGGCGCCCCCUGGAGCCGUGCCCGUCUGCCAAUACACGGUGCCUG
Molecule: messenger RNA, 7003 nt
Organism: Pollicipes pollicipes
Lineage: Eukaryota; Metazoa; Arthropoda; Thecostraca; Pollicipedomorpha; Pollicipedidae
Product: A disintegrin and metalloproteinase with thrombospondin motifs 20
Exons: 31
Coding region: 1-4842 (1613 amino acids)
Biological process (GO): proteolysis; extracellular matrix organization
Cellular component (GO): extracellular matrix
Molecular function (GO): metalloendopeptidase activity; zinc ion binding
Source: RefSeq, a predicted model, not a curated record